AUUUAGUGUAAAAAUUAACUUUAUUGGAGCUAUAUCAGUGUAGGUGUGUUGUGAGUCUGGCCUUCUGGUUCUGUGUAAUAAUUAAGACAACGGUAUGAGCCCUGGAAAAGGGAUUACAAAAAUGCACUGCCAAGACUGUUUCCCUUUGCCUGCAGGCUCCGCUAUUUCAUCAGUGCAGAUGCUGCUUCCGUGGAAAGAUAGGAGGAAGUAAAGGCAAUCAGAGAGAGAAGAGCCAGCUCCCAUUUCCCAUUACUCAUAAGACUGAAGAAGCAAUAAAUGAGGUGCAAAAGGGACUUUUCCCCAGGGUGCUAUCCUGCUCCAUGGGCUCCAGCAUGGAGAACUCCCACACGCACAUUACACACCCUUGGGUUGAUUUCGUGCCUGGAACCUGUAAAACUGCUGCUGUUCAAAAGGUAUAUAACCUGUCCUCCAAACACCUUCCCAGUUCAGCUGAGAGGAUCUGGUGGAGAUGAAGACUACUCCUGUUAUCUUGCUGGUUGCUGUCCUGUGUGUGGAGCAAGUUUAUCCGUUUAUGUGCUAUGUGUGCCAAGAACAGGAGUCCAACAAGGACUGUUUAACCAUUUCCAUGUGUGCAAAGCAAGACAAAUAUUGUGUGACUGUCCGUGAUAAUGUUGGAACAAACCCUGACAAGCCUAAGUAUGUAAUCUCUAAGAUGUGUUCUCCAACGUGUCCAGCAACAAGUCAGCAACAAAACCAAGCCUAUCAGAAUGUUUCAUGCUGUGAGAAACCAUUGUGCAAUGUGAAUGGAGGCAGCAGCAAGCAAAGCAGCUAUGGAGUCAUGUUCCUGGGUGUCCUAGCUAGUAUCACUUACAUUUUUGCCUGUGGACGGUGAUGGGUUAGGAAAAGCUCCCUGUGUUGGCAUUAUUGUCUGAAAUAAAAGUGUGUUGCACUGGGAUAAUUACUGCUCUCAAGAGCUCAUGACUUGCAGAUGAGCUUCUGGGAUUUUCAA
Messenger RNA from Numida meleagris (helmeted guineafowl), 970 nucleotides. RefSeq names its product lymphocyte antigen 6E-like. The record is from RefSeq and is a predicted model, not a curated record. Gene Ontology annotation, molecular function: acetylcholine receptor inhibitor activity. Lineage: Eukaryota; Metazoa; Chordata; Aves; Galliformes; Numididae. The coding region runs from base 470 to 853 and encodes 127 amino acids. The transcript has 3 exons.